Molecule: messenger RNA, 1104 nt
Organism: Eucalyptus grandis
Lineage: Eukaryota; Viridiplantae; Streptophyta; Magnoliopsida; Myrtales; Myrtaceae
Product: WAT1-related protein At1g09380-like
Exons: 7
Coding region: 1-1104 (367 amino acids)
Cellular component (GO): plasma membrane
Molecular function (GO): transmembrane transporter activity
Source: RefSeq, a predicted model, not a curated record
AUGGCAAAUGUGGAUUUUGUGCCCUUUCUGGCCAUGGUGACCGUGCAAGUGGGUUAUGCAGGAAUGAUGAUCACAUCGAAGCUGGCCAUGGACAGUGGGAUGAAUCCUUUCGUGCUCGUCACCUAUCGCCAGGUCUUCGCCACCCUUGCCACCAUCCCUUUUGCUCUUCUCCUGGAGAGGAAGACAAGACCCAGAAUCACAGUCCCGAUUCUGCUCCAUAUCUUUCUAUGUUCUAUCACCGGGGCGUUCAUGAACCAAGUUUUCUAUUUCGUCGGCCUGAACAAUUCCACGCCCACGAUUGCGUGCGCAAUGGGCAAUAUCCUCCCAGCCAUGACAUUCCUGUUUGCACUGAUCUUCAGACAAGAAUCGUUUGGAAUCAAAUCAAAGGCAGGGCAGGCGAAAGUGAUCGGGACACUCGUUUGCGUGGGCGGAGCGAUGCUACUUUCUUUUUACCAUGGACCCUACAUCGGAAUUGGUGACUCGAGGAUUCAUUGGACGUAUGCAAAUAAAAUGACGGACAAACACCCCACCAACAAAGGCAACUUCUUGUUGGGACCUUUCCUUCUCUUAUCGAUUUCCGCUGCCUGGGCGCUAUGGUUCAUCAUCCAAGCGAAACUGAGUAGAAAGUUUCCAGCUCCUUACACUACCACAACAUUAAUGAGUCUCAUGGCCAGCAUCGAGUGUGCAGUCACUGGUGCAGCUAUCGAACAUCGUGUCACUGCAUGGUCAUUGAGUUCUGGAAUCCGGUUGAUCUCGGCUAUUUAUGCGGGUUGCAUAUGUUCAGCACUGGCAUUUUGUGUUAUGUCCUGGUGCAUCGAAAGAAAGGGUCCUCUUUACACCGCGGUCUUCAACCCUUUAUUGUUAGUAAUUACGGCCAUCCUGAGCUGGGCACUUCUUCAAGAGAAAUUGACAGUCGGAAUAUUGGUGGGGUCAACAUUGAUCAUUGCUGGGCUCUACUGUGUUCUAUGGGGAAAGGAUAAGGAGGCAAAAGCAAAGAUUGCUGAGGAGAUGGAAGCAGCAGUGAUGUGUAGAGAGAGAGAAGACUUGGAGUUGCAGCUUCCGUCACACAGAAAUGGCAGCAACGUUCAUCAUGAUCCCAAUUGA